AUGGAGAGUCUUCAAGCAAGACUAGAGCAUCUCUCUGCUGCUGGGAAGAGAACCCGUGUCUUCUGUGAAGAAUUUCUGUUCCCAAAGGUGCUCAGCACUGCAGCAGACCUAUGGUCAAUUUACUCCAAGCCUGUCCCAGCAAACAGCAGAGAGCUGUGGACCUUGUUUCUGCAGUGUUCCUGCAUCACAGCGGUGAUAGGAGGCCUCUUUUACAACUGGAUGUUGGCUUCCCUGGAGUACUCCUGGCAUCUCUCCAUUGCCAUGGCCGUGUCCUUCAGCCUGCUCCUUCUCCUGACCCUUUUCUUGGUGCACCCUGCCCGUUGUGUCUUCAGUAUGGUCAUGCCGACAUUAGGUACCAAACAAGGCCGGAAGCUUCUCUUGUCAACCUGCAUCAUGAUAGUCGUGGUUAACGUGACACCCAACAUCAUAAGCAACAUUAAAAUCAUCCUGCAGGUUAUUAAGUGCAUCUGCAAGAAUUCCUCUGAGAGUCUUUUGAACUCAACUGUCCUGCUAAAGUCAGCUUCCUGGGAGUUUGGGAGUGCAGUCCAAGAAACUGCUCAUUCCAUUAAUAUUUAUAGGCCUAUGAAUGGACAUUUUAAGAUUUCGUUGCUUAAGAACAGCUCCUUGAUUUACCAGCAAAUGCACCUUGCUAGUGAGAAAAUUGGCAGGGACUUUUUGGCUGCUGAGGUACUGGUCAAAGACUCUGUACGAGUAGGCAACAAGCUGGUCGCUGGCUUCUCCAUGCUCUAUCUCUGUUUCGAGUCCACCUGGUAUUUGAAAAACUACCUCACCAACAUCCGCUUUGACAAUUUUUACCUCACUGAGAAGCUGGAGCGUUUAGCAGCCGACAGAAAAGCAGCUCAUCUGCUGGUGGACUCAUCCGAAAACCUAAUUCGACCAACAGGCUUGAAGCUGUCCCGGGAAGAAGUGAUGCAGUGCCUUGUGCAAGCCAUGCUCCUCACCGUGGCCCUGAUGCUGAUGCUGGUGGUGGUGGCGAUGGACCACUUUGCCUUUGGCCUGGCAGACACCGCGGUGAGAAAGGUGUCUCAGUUCUCCGUGGUGCCUGUCACUCUCAGCAUUGAAUACAGCGCUAAAAUAAGGAUCCUGCCCUUUAUUCUCAGACUUUUCGGGCUUCCUGAUGAAGAAUCACCACUUCAGGACUUUAAAAAAGACUACCUCCACAACCUGACCUUCAGCUCUUCUCACUGCAGCAUCAGCCCCCUGACACCUCCCAACCCCUCUGUGCUGCUCGUCGUGGGGCUGCUCUUCUGCAUCCUCUACGCCACCGUAUUCCUGCAAACCUACGCACGCCGCCUGUGCAGAAAAAUCGCAGGCUCCUUCUUUGAGAGCAGGGAGGAGAAGCGAGCGCUCUACCUCUACAAGAGGCUGUCCAGGAAGCGCAAGGAGGAGCAAAACUCUUUGAGAAACUAA
Apaloderma vittatum (bar-tailed trogon) is the source of this 1431-nucleotide messenger RNA. RefSeq names its product osteoclast stimulatory transmembrane protein-like. The coding region runs from base 1 to 1431 and encodes 476 amino acids. The record is from RefSeq and is a predicted model, not a curated record. The transcript has 3 exons. Lineage: Eukaryota; Metazoa; Chordata; Aves; Trogoniformes; Trogonidae. Gene Ontology annotation, cellular component: membrane.